CACAUAGCCUAUAUAAAUAAUAUCACUAUCAUUUUGAGUCAUUUAAGAUUAUUUGCUCAAUUUAAGAUCGAAAGCAUUAUUUUGAGAAAACGCACCGAGAAGAAAUCGGCCUCGGAUUCCCACAAUGCCGAGCGUCUGAUCCGCGGAUCAGUGCGCCUGUCGUGAGAGUCGCACCACGAGAGACGCUUGUUUCCAUCCGCUUCUGUCACCCCGUCGCACCAGCAGAUAUGUCCUAUUCUUCAAGUGCACAUAUAAACACGAACAACAGAAAAAGGAGGCUGAACGAUGGUCAAGAAGCACCACAGGGCCGGAGCCUGCUGGCCAGUCCCCACAACGCGCGUCUCUGUCAGCACCUCUGUGGAGGUCCAUGCUCUGACUCUGCAGACUGCUCCCACAGCCCCUCUCCGUCCCCAGGACAGGCGGGCACCACACAAUGCCACAGCUCUCACGUUUGUGAGGACGUCAGGGAGGAGGGUCUCGGAAGGACCAGGAUACGAGCCGAGAACGAGGUGGAGGCCAACAAACUGGUCAACAACUACAGAUUUGGUUUUAGAAAGUGGAAGAGCCAUGUGACAGAGCGCCCAUUUGAAGACCGUUCAGAAGCUGUGAAAGAGCUCUACUCUGAGCUUAAUGUCAUAAAACCAAGCACAGGUCACCUAGUCUCUGUUGGAAACAUAGUUUAUGUGUUUCUGUUCGGUUGGUGGGUGGCUCUGGUUUACCUACUGGUCUGCAUACUCAUGUUCACCACUGUCAUUGGGACACCGUAUGGGAAGCUUUGCUGGCGGUUAUCGUGGUACUUUCUCUGGCCUUUUGGUAAAACCAUCCAGGAGACAGGGAACGGGUGUAUGCACUGCAGUGCGAUGUCUCCCUACUGUGCUUGUAACAAUGGACGGGAGGAUGUGGUCCCCAUUCUACUGCCUUCCCCCACAGAGACCCCAGACUCGGUGGGGCCAAUCCCUCGAGGAACCCCCUACUGGCGGCGGUUCACCACGUACGUGUGGCUGCUUCUGGGCUUCCCUCUGCUGGCCGUGGUCCACUCCCUGGUCUGCGUCCUGGCCUGGACGCUGGUCUUCACCAUCCCUGUGGCCAAGAUGAACGCCCGCAUGCUGGGCACCAUACUGAUUAUGCCCCCCGAGGACGUGUCCGUCACCACGGGCUCAGAGAGAAGUGGAUACGGGUCAAAAGCACUCCUCUGUUGUUCGAAUGCAACCAACUGGCACUACUACAAGUACACUGUGGAUGGAAUCAACGUGUUUGCCGUCAAUCUGCUUCCCCUGGUAAUCGUUGCCAUGGUAAUUGGGUACAUUGACACAGGAAACCAGUAUGCCAGCUCCAACUUAAAGUUUGGCAUAGCGGUCAGUUCCAUUAUCCCUCUGUCUUACUACAUCGGGAUGGGCAUCGCCAGUAUCUCGGCCCAGAGUAACUUUGCGGUGGGUGCGCUGGUGAACGCCACGUUCGGCUCCAUCACUGAGAUGACCUUCUACAUCACAGCCCUGAUCAGAGGUCACAAGGCAGGCAACCCCUGCCUGCAGGAGAUAGUGAAGGCGGCGCUGACCGGCACCCUGUUCGGCUGCAUCCUCUUCAUCCCUGGCAUCAGCAUGGUGGUCGGGGGGCUGAAACACAGCGAGCAGCGAUUCAACAGCCGGUCUACAGGGGUGGGCUCUGCCCUGCUCUUCAUCUCUGUAGGAGGUGUGUUUGCGCCCACCCUGUUCUCCAAGGCCUACGGGAACCUGGUCUGUGACGCCUGCACAACCUCUGCUGGAGGCAACGCCACCUUUACCUGCCACGACUGCCACUACGAUCUGAACAACUCUACACUGUUCCAUAACCAUGUUGAACCGCUUGUGUACUCGGUCUGCGUGCUUCUGCCCGUGGCCUACAUCAUCGGCCUGAUCUUCACCUUGAAGACACACUCCCACAUCUACGACAUCCAGGUUGGAGAGGGACACGCCGAGGCCCCGGGGGGGGCGGUUGUCCACUGGUCUCGCUGGAGGUCCCUGCUGAUCCUCAUCAUGGCCACCCUGCUCAUGUCUGCGUGCGCCGACCUGGCCACUCAGCACAUCCAGCCCAUCCUGCACCAGCCCAACAUCUCCCAGUAUUUCAUAGGCGUGACAGUCAUCGCCAUGGUCCCAGAGAUCCCAGAGAUCGUCAACGGGAUCCAGUUCGCCCUUCAGAACAACAUCAAUCUCAGCUUGGAGGUGGGAAGCUGCAUUGCUGUACAGGUCUGCAUGCUUCAGAUUCCACUGCUGGUCUUAUUCAACGCCCUCUAUGAUGUGGGCUUCGUGCUGAUCUUCAGCGACCUGCACCUGUGGGCCAGCAUCUUCAGUGUCAUCGUGGUCAACUACAUAUUGAUGGAUGGGAAGUCAGACUAUUUUCAAGGUACUGCUCUGGUGGUGGUCUAUCUCAUCUUGCUGGCCCUCUACUUCUUCGCUCCGUCUCCGCUGGGCUGCUGAUGUUCACAUCGUUUUAACCCCCUUAAGAGAUUUUAACCAAACGAUUGUGAUCCUCAAAGUAAAUAUUGUUGACUAAUAAUAUAAUGGUAUCUAUUAUUAUUAUUAUUAUUAUUAUGUGCUGUUACCUCCAGUUUGUACAGAAUCGUAGCAAGGUCUAUUUUAACGUCUCAGGUACUAUUAGGCUUCCCAGUUGCACUUUAUGGGGCUUAAUACAUAUUUGGCAGAUUUAUGAAAAAUAAAUCAUGCUCAUGCACAAUAAAUGUGGCCCAACUGUGCCGUGGUAUUUCUGUAUUUCUUUUCUAUGUUAUCAGAAGUAAUUUUGUAGAUAAGCCUUAACAAAUAUAUUAUUGCAACUAAAUCCUACUAGAUUAUUAAAAGACUUGAAUUCAU
Messenger RNA from Gadus macrocephalus (Pacific cod), 2843 nucleotides. RefSeq lists its product as uncharacterized. Gene Ontology annotation, cellular component: endomembrane system; membrane. The coding region runs from base 228 to 2453 and encodes 741 amino acids. The transcript has 20 exons. Gene Ontology annotation, biological process: calcium ion transmembrane transport; intracellular calcium ion homeostasis. The record is from RefSeq and is a predicted model, not a curated record. Lineage: Eukaryota; Metazoa; Chordata; Actinopteri; Gadiformes; Gadidae. Gene Ontology annotation, molecular function: calcium:proton antiporter activity.